AUGGAUCCCAAACGUCAGAAUGUGAAACUGAAUGAUGGUCACUUCAUUCCUGCCCUGGGAUUCGGCACCUGUGCACCUCCAGAGGUUCCUAAGAGUAAAACUGUGGAGGUCAUUAAAUUAGCAAUAGAAGCCGGGUUUCGCCAUAUUGAUUCUGCUUAUUUGUACAAUAAUGAAGAGGAGGUUGGAUUGGCCAUCCGAAGCAAGAUUGCAGAGGGCAUUGUGAAGAGAGAGGACAUAUUCUACACUUCAAAGCUCUGGUGCACUUUUCAUCGACCAGAUUUGGUGCGACCAGCCUUGGAAAUGUCACUAAAAAAACUUCAACUGGACUAUGUUGACCUCUACCUUAUUCAUUUCCCAAUGUCUCUGAAGGAAGAUGUAGGAGUUUUUACACUAGAGAAGAAACCUAAGUAG
Messenger RNA from Galeopterus variegatus (Sunda flying lemur), 411 nucleotides. RefSeq names its product aldo-keto reductase family 1 member C4-like. Gene Ontology annotation, molecular function: ketosteroid monooxygenase activity; bile acid binding; aldose reductase (NADPH) activity. Gene Ontology annotation, cellular component: cytosol. The record is from RefSeq and is a predicted model, not a curated record. Lineage: Eukaryota; Metazoa; Chordata; Mammalia; Dermoptera; Cynocephalidae. Gene Ontology annotation, biological process: doxorubicin metabolic process; progesterone metabolic process; prostaglandin metabolic process. The transcript has 4 exons. Bases 1 to 411 code for a protein of 136 amino acids.